CCAAAAUAUGGUAAUUCACCAAACAAAAACGUUUACUAAACUCACUCAAAACAAGUCUUACGUUUCUUUCGUAGAAAUACAGAAAAUGAAACUCCAACAACCUUAAAUAGUCCAAAUCUCUUGCCACUCCUCCAAACAACACAAUUAACUCAUCAAAUCAAAACUCUAGAUUCUCCAAAAUUCUCAAAUCUCAAAUCUCAUUUCAAUUAAAUCAUCAUCAUAACCCAAAUCUCCUUCAUAAUCAUAACUUCAUUCCCAAACCCAAUUCACCAGUCACCACAAACACACCCAAAAAAACAACAAUGGCUGUAUCCGAAGGUGUGAUGAAAAAAGUGCUUCUUUCAUACACAUAUGUAUCCAUAUGGAUUUUACUAAGUUUCUCAGUGAUUGUCUAUAACAAAUACAUUCUUGAUAAAAAAAUGUACAAUUGGCCAUUCCCAAUAUCACUAACAAUGAUUCACAUGGCUUUUUGUUCUUCUCUUGCUUACAUCCUCGUAAAAGUCUUCAAAAUUGUUGACCCAAUUUCAAUGUCUUUAGACACUUACCUUAAAUCUGUGGUCCCCGUUGGUGCACUUUAUUCUCUCUCCCUUUGGUUCUCAAACUCUGCUUACAUUUACCUCUCAGUUUCAUUCAUUCAAAUGCUUAAAGCACUUAUGCCGGUCGCCGUUUACUCUAUCGGCGUUUCGUUUAAAAAAGAGUCUUUUAAGAAAGAAACCAUGAUCAACAUGGUUUCUAUUUCACUUGGCGUCGCUGUAGCGGCUUAUGGCGAAGCCAAGUUUGAUGUUUUUGGCAUUACGCUGCAGCUCAUGGCUGUAGCGUUUGAAGCUACGCGCUUGGUUUUAAUUCAGAUUCUUUUGAACUCAAAAGGGAUUAAGUUGAAUCCUAUUACUUCACUUUACUACAUUGCGCCGUGUUGUUUGGUUUUUUUGACGUUUCCUUGGUUCGUCAUGGAGUACCCGUUGUUGAGGGAUAAGUCGAGUUUGAGAUUCGAUUUUUGGAUUUUUGGAAGUAAUUCUUUGUGUGCUUUUGCUUUGAAUCUCGCUGUGUUUUUGCUUGUUGGGAAGACUUCGGCUUUGACUAUGAAUGUUGCUGGUGUUGUGAAGGAUUGGCUGCUUAUUGCAUUUUCUUGGUCUGUGAUUAAGGAUACCGUUACACCGCUCAAUUUGAUUGGUUAUGGACUUGCAUUUUUAGGGGUUGCAUAUUAUAAUCACUGUAAGUUGGUAGCUCUAAAGGCCUCUGAGGCUCAGAAAAGUGUUCAGAAAGAUGAUUUUGAGGCUGGAAAUUUGUUGGAAGAGAGAAAUGGGAAAGAAGAUGAAGAAAGUACAAGGAAGAAUGAGAAUGGGAACUGACAGAAUUGUUUAUCUGAAUUUUGGGUACAAAAAUUGUUAUUUAUGUCAUUAUUAUUAUUAUGUAUUUUCUUUGUAUUCAUAUCUGGUGAUAUAGUCCAUGUUUGGGGCUGAGACUAUGGAAUGUCCCUUUUAAAUUUUAAUGAGUUUAUGACUAGUGAAUGAAUUAGGCAUUAUGGAUAUUUACCAAACAAAUUGUAUGGAAAAAAUUAUGGAUGAUGAGCAGAAUUCAUGGUUGUUAACUUCAUUUCA
Molecule: messenger RNA, 1598 nt
Organism: Trifolium pratense (red clover)
Lineage: Eukaryota; Viridiplantae; Streptophyta; Magnoliopsida; Fabales; Fabaceae
Product: probable sugar phosphate/phosphate translocator At4g32390
Exons: 1
Coding region: 303-1349 (348 amino acids)
Cellular component (GO): endosome; trans-Golgi network; Golgi apparatus
Molecular function (GO): antiporter activity
Source: RefSeq, a predicted model, not a curated record